AUGAAUAUGGAAAGUAGAUUAUCGGAUAGCUAUUUUAGUUUCCAGAAUGAUUCAAAACACCGAAAAACUUCUCAGAGAUUUUUUGAAUGGAUCCUGAAUUAUCCCCUGUUCAGUGAAAUCAGGAAUAGCAGUUUGUCUAACCGCUUCAACAUCCAGUGCAUAAACGAUGGAGAAAUUUUGGACACAAAACAGAUACAGGAAAAAAAGAAAAAAAACAAAAUAAGGAAGGGAUCAUAUAUUCCGAUAAGUAAGCGGGAUGGACUUACCACAAAUAUAAUUAAAAAUGAAAUAAGGAAAGAAGAUUACAGCCUCAUAAUUAACAACAAGUUUUAUACAAAUAUAAUUAAAAAGAGUGAGCAUAUAUACAAGACAUACAAUGAUUCUCUAAUAGACGAAAAACAAAAAAAAUUAAUUUUUGAAAAAAUUAAGGAAAAAUAUUUUAAAAAAAAAAAAGAGCAAAUCCAAGAGUAUAUUCCACCUCUUCUUCCACCCAGUUUUGUUGUAAAUAAUAAUAAAAAAAAAAUACUAGGUGAAAAAUUUAAUCCUUUUUUUAACUUUUUUAAAAAGGAUAUCAUUAAAAAUAUUUAUCACGACAGCAUAAAUUUUUCCCUAAAGACAAAUAUACAACUUAACAGGUACUUUUACAAAGUGAUAUCCAAUCAACUUCAAUAUUACCGAAUUAAGAAUGAUUUAUGCAUCCACGUCAUCAACAUUUUGAAUGAAAUAUCAAAGUAUUACCACAGUUAUGGAUACGAUAUUCUCAGUAAUGUUAAGGUAAAAUAUUUCCCGUAUAAAAAUAUUGUGAACAGUUUCUAUAUUAACGGCCUAGUAUUCAGCAACUGCUCCAUAUACUUUGACGAUGUGGAAAUAAAGAAUCCGAAAGUAUUACUGCUAGAUGCAGAAAAAAAGAAUGAGUAUGAAAUGUUAGAAAAUUGUUAUAAUUAUAACUAUAAUUACACCUAUUUCGUUUUAAAAAAUUUGUCUAAUCGACAUUUGAACAUCAUUUUAAUUCAUGGGGAAAUUGAUUUUUAUUUGAAAAAAUUAUUAAUGAAUAAAAAAAUAUACUAUUUCACAAGCAUAAAAAAGAAAAAUUUAUGCCGCCUAUCCAACAUGCUCCGUAUCAAAAUUUUAAAUUAUGAUGAUUUUAUAAAUUUUGACAGAAAUAUUUAUAUAGCCAAGGCAAAUUAUUUCAAGAUUCAGAAAUAUAAAAAAAACGUGAAGAAUAUUUUUCUCUGCUGUAAUAGCAAAUUUUUGACCAUAUGCAUAUUUGGAAAAAAAGGCAUACAGGAUGGUAUGGAGAAACAGAGUAGUAUUACUCCUGCAGACUUGGAUUAUAGAUCCAGGAAUGAGACAACAAAGAAGGGAAAUAAACCUCAACAUAAUGGCAUGUUCUACACACUACUUAAAAGAGAAACGGAAAAAGAAAACAUGCUAGAAAAAUUUCUUCAAGUGUAUUAUAAAAACAAGAAUGAUGAUUACAUCGUUGAUUAUUUUUUCAUAAAUAAAGAAAAAAAAAUAAACCUUGUGAGGAAAGAAAAAUAUGAAAAUAAAAGGAAGGCUCUAAUAAAUCAUAUAAAAAAUGUUAUUAUAAUUAAAAAGGUUAAAAAGUUAAUAAAAUUUUGUAUAUUUUUAACUUUUCACAUUUAUAGACAAUUAUAUUUUAAUAACUACAUGUUCAGAACACUUUUACACAUACCUGAUAGGAAUAUAAGCACAAAUGUUACAUGUGACAAUUUUUAUAAGAAAUUUAGCAAUUCUGUGCUAUUUUCUUCUAUUUUUCUCUUUUAUAAUCACACACAGAAGAAAAUAAAAAAUACUCCAAUAAAUUUCAUGUCCAAUUUAUUUCAUUUAAUAAAUAUUCACGAUCCUCUAACAAGAGAAAGGUUAAAAAUUAUGCACAUGUUAAUAAAGACAAAUAAAAUUAUCAAGGAACAAGUAUAUAACAAUUAUGAACACUGUUUUUUUAAUGUUCAAAGUAACAAAAUAAUAGACAUCGUAAACUAUUUUAUAUUUAAGAAUUUUAUGAAAAAUUUGGAAUGCAAUUAUAAUUGCAUGUACUAUUAUUUAAAAAUUAUUAAUAGUGCUUAUUUGCAUUAUAAUAAAAACAAUGUAAUAACAAAUGAUGAAACGUUUUUGAAGGAUUCGAAUAUUUUAUGUGAUCCUAUUUCUUUUAAUGAUGAAAUAGUUAUAGAAAAAAAGCUUAAUGAAAAGGCUGAGCAGAUAAUUGCACAAAAUAUAUUAUUCUAUUGCUACCAACUCGAGUCAGCUAAGAACAUAGAAAUGAUAAUUUAUUUCAUAUGUCCCAGCUACAUGUUUAUACAUAAUUUGUACAGUUCUAUAAAUAUAUACCUCUUCGACAAUCAAAACCAUAGUGCCAAAAAGUUAUUCUACAACUUUUUCUUCAACUACAAGUAUAUAUUCGAUAUCUCCCUACAGCAGUUCGUCUGUGUCAUCCACGCCUUGGCCUUUAAUCUGAUAUGCCCCUUUGAAUCGUGUGGAAAUUACCUGUGCUAUCAUCAAAUAUGUAUUCAAAUAUUUUUAAAGAGAGUGGUAAUAUUAUUUAAAAAGGAAAAGAAGGAUAAUGAAAAAAAUGAAAUAAUUAUGAAUAUCAUGUGCAACAAAUGUGAUGUGGUGCAGGAAAAAGUGUUGAAUACAAAUUUUUCUUUUUGCGAAUUUUUAUUAACCAUCAUACAUUCAGAGAAUUAUAUGAACAUGCAAUGCAAUCAUAAUGGAAAAAACAAUACUUAUGAACUAAGCUAUAGAAAUAUAAAAAUUUGUUUUUUCAUGAACGAUAACGAUAUUUACCAAAGCAUUAGGGAUAAUAGAACUUAUUCUGAAAGACAAAUUAAAAGUAAAUAUGGACGAUGUAGAAUCAAUAGAUCUAACGUUUGUAGUCGUGCAUGUUACUGUUCUAAUCAGGAUGAAUGUAAGAAAUGCUAUAGUGUAAUAAAAAAUGAACGAAAAAUUAAAAAUUACAUCAAGAAGAAUGUGAAAAAUAUUAUUUAUAACAGCGUGUUUUACUAUUAUCCAUGUAAAUGCAUAACGAGGAAGUAUAAAUGUAAAUAUAGAAAUGGUACAAAAGAGAGAAAAGAAAAUAUAUACACAAAUUUUAACCUGUAUAAUAUUAUAGAAAAUUUCCCCUUCUUCACAAGUUCAAUGCUCCCCAUGUAUUCCUCAUUGAAAUAUUUAAUUUAUAAUUUCAUAAUACAAUAUUAUAGAUCUAAAAAUAAACAUUUAUAUGAAAUAUCUCCAAAAAAAAGGAAGAAAGAAAAUUUUAAUAACCCCACAUCACCACUGUACUUUACGAAUAAAUGUAAAAAAUGUAAAUAUAUAAAAAUUUCGAACUUUUCUACAUUAGGGUUUUUUAAUGUCCUAUUUAUAAUUAAGAGAAUAUUUUUUAAUUUUUAUAUUACAAUUAAUUUUAUAAUCACUUUAUUGGGAAAAAACAUGUUCAUUAAGGUAAAUGAAAUUGAAUACUGUGUAAAUAACACAGCCUUUUUUAUUGAGGACAAUUUUUUAUUAAUAAAGGGAUGUUUAGAAAAUGAGAAAGAAAAUUUGAAAGAAAAUAUCCAAGAAAGAUGGAAAAUAAAUGUGAACAAGAAUGAAAAUAACGAAAAGUUUAAUAAGUGCAACAAUGUGCUUCUGAAUAGUGCAGCAAAUGAAUUCAAAUGUGAAGAAGGAGAAGAAGAAGUAGAAGAAGAAGAAGGAGAAACGAACAGCGUUACGCAAAAUGUGUAUGUUCUGCAUAAUCAGGAGAAGAGAACGAAUGAUUCAUGUGAAGAGGGUAUACAUGGUAGUAAUGGUAUAAAUGAGACUAAUGUCAAAACAGUUUAUUCAAAUGGAGAAGAAAAAGGAAAUUACGAUGAUAAUGUGUAUGUGACAAAACAGACUUGCAGUAAACAUGAAUACAUUUUAAAAGAUAUUAACAAAGUAAAAGAAAAUUUAAUAAAACAAUUCUUACUGUUCAGAAAGUUUAAGAAAAAAUUGAGAUUCUAUAAAAUGUAUUUAAUUAAAGUGUUUAGAAAUUUCUACUACUACGCUAUUGCCCAUUUGAUGGAAAAGCAUUUUUCACUAGACAUUGAAAUAUUUUUCUCUUUUUAUAUUAUGAUAUUAGAAAAAACUAAAUUAAAAAUUCAGAGAGAUAUUGAAACAAUGACAAAAUUGACAAGUAAUAGAAAACUGCAAUAUUUACGUUAUAUCGUGCCGAAUUCCUGGGAUAACUUACAAGGACGUAUGAAAAGAAUUCCUAAUAAAUUCUUGUCAUUUUUUUUUGCAAAUAUUCGGUACAAUUAUUCUGAUAAUUACAGUACAAAUAAACAUAACUGUGAUGGUAUGCAGAGUGUUAAAUGGAGAUCCAAAAAUAUUAGAUACAAAAGGGUACAAAUGAAAAAAUUGAUGCUUUUAAAAAAAAAAUAUUCCCACAUAAUCGAUAUGAAGAAAAAGCAAAUAAAAUCCAAUAUAAAAAACCUUAAAAGUUUGAGUAAAAACAAAUCCGAGUUAAGUAAUCACCAUCAUCUCGUACGAGAGUAUGAUGUGCAUAAAUUAUUCUUGAAGGAGUCUUACUAUAUAUAUAACAUUGAGAAUUAUAGGAAGAGAAAAUACUUAGAUGAUAUGAACAAAGAGGAAUAUGAACACUCGAACAAGAAAUUGUUUUAUUUGCAUAUAUCAAAUAUAGUUGAUUCGGUUAUAGCUUCUGGAGGGAUAGCAGGACAUAAGACCAAACCAGAUAAAAUAGGGCAAAUGAAAAAACCACGAAAAACAAGUUCUGUGUUUUUACUAAACCCAAAUGAUACGUCUAAUUCGAUAUUCCACGCGCUUAUAUCUGAUGAGUACAAGACCAGAUUGGUAAAAAUUUACAAAAAGGAAAAAGGGGCACACGAGGAAGGAACGUACAAAAGAGGACGAGCUAGCCAGUUUGAAGAAGAGCAGAAAGAAGCGAAUCGAAAUGUGCAGGACGAGGCAAAUCAAAAUGUGGAGGUCGAAGCGAAGGCGGACGAAUAUAAGGACGAAGUAGUUUUGCUGCAAAAGGAAGAAAGACUAAAUGAUAGCAAAAAAAUUAUCAUAAAGAAGGAACUAAGGUGUGGAAAUAAAAAAAGAACACAAAGGAAUAAACAUUUGAAGGACAUACAUCAUGAGGAGAUAAAGAAAUAUAUAAAAAAAAACAUAAGAAUAAUGACAAAUCGACUUUUAACGAAUCGUAUGAUAAAUAAAUUUAUAAAUUCUAAAAAUAAUGAAGUGCUUGUUAUUUCUAUAAAUGAUAACACUUCUGUAUAUAUAUAUUUUCCACUACAAUUUUAUUACUUGAGAAAAUUUUUGUGCAAAAAAGAAACAACAUUUUUGAGGUCACUUAUAAAAAGUAAUUACAUCAAUUUUGACCAUAAAAAAAGACAUUUUGUGAAAACAUAUGAUGAUAAGUACAUUCUAAAGGAAAUAAAUAAAUAUGAAUUUAAAUCUUUUGUUACAAGAUACAAGGAAUUUUUUCAACAUUUUUCAGAUAUUUGUUUUCAAAGAAAAAAAUCAUUGUUAUGUUUUAUGUAUGGGCUGUUCCAAAUUGAAAUUAAAAAAAAAAAUAGGAAAACUUUUAAAACAUACAUUAUUUUGGAAAAUGUGAAAAUUGAGCGUACCAAUUCGAAAAUUUUAAUUUUUGAUAUAAAAGGUGCAAGAAAGAAAAAAAAUUUACAAAAAUUGAUGAAGCAAAAUAAAAAAAGCUUCUCUUUUUUCGAAUUAAAUGACACGUUAUCACAUAAUUCAUACAAAAUGACUGAAGAAAAAGACAUGACAGAUGAUAACUCUUCAGGAAUAUCUGUUAAUUUGAGGCAGUUUAGUAAAUAUCUUCGCAUGGAAAAGAAAAAUAUCAACUUUAAAUGCACAAAUUAUAACAAUCUUAAGCAGGAAAUUAUGAAUGUUUUUUACAGCAAAAAGGGAUAUUUGCAAUAUCUCUCCGCAGAAAAAGAACACAGCAAAGGAAGAGAAAUUGAACGAGAAGAAAAUUAUGAACAAGAUGAUGCAGAGAGGGUGAAAAAAAAAAAGGAAAAAGAUGUAAGCAAAAUUGCACCAAAUGUAGAAGGAGAAAAAAGCUUUAUCGAAAAACAGGAAGAGCAAGAUGAAAGAAUGUGCACUGAAAUAAAUUCUGGUGACAAAAAAGGACUAGGGAGUAAGAAACACAAAACAACAGAUGGAUACAACAGUCAAAACAAUGCAGAAACGAUGAAAAAAAUUUAUAGAAAUACUAAACAAAAGAUGCUAUGCGGAUUUUUCAUAUGUCGUAAUGUUGAGCCAGCUAGGAACAGUUUGAUGAGAAUUAGACGGAAAAAAAGAAAAGAAAAGAAAAGAAAUUCUUUAAAAAUUGCUAAGAAGAGCACGAAAUUGGAAUAUCCUCGAAAUGUAAGCAAAGGGAAAAGUAGAAGAAAUAAAAAAGAAAAACAAAAAAAUUGGCGUAUUUUUCUGAAUGACAUCAUAUAUAAUACUAAGGAGCAUCUAUUCUUGAACACAAAAUUGGGUAAACUAAGAAAAAAGAAGAUUAUCCAUAAGAGAAAUGCAAAAAGGUUAAGAACUAAGUAUUUGUAUAGCACGAAAGUUUCACUUCAUUUUUUAGCAAGAAAAAAGGAGUACAUUUUGAAUAAAGAUAAUUUAAUCAAACACAAAGUUAGAGGUGAAGGUACAACAGAUUCCGUUAAAGAUGGAACAUACAACCUUUUAAAUAAUGAACCUUUGGAAAAUAAAAAUUUGGAGAGCUUAAAUUCUCAGGAAAAAUAUAAUAAUUUCGUAAUAAAUAAUUACAACUCUCUCAAAAGUUAUACCAUCCUAUUUGAUGAUAAUUUCAAAGAUUUCAUUAAGUCGAACGUAAUUAAUUUAGAAUAUAAUGACUAUAAAUAUUUAAUGGAUUCGUUGAAAGAAGAUACGGAAUUUUUAUCUGGACAAGAUAUAAUGGAUUAUUCAUUACUUAUACACAUAGAUAUUGCAAAUUUUGUAAUUAUUUUCAAAAUUAUUGACUAUUUAAGACCAUAUACAUGGGAUAAAUCAGUAGAAAAUUUUAGCAAAAGUGUACUAUAUUUAACAAAGGGUUAUAGACCAACUAUUAUACAUUCUGAAUAUUAUAAGAAAAGGUUCUUAAGUAAUAUAAAAAAGUAUAUUUUUUAUUACCUUCCUAUAUAUGCACUUCAAAAAAAGAUUGUUUUUAAAAUUGCAAAAAGAAAAGACACCUUUUCAAUACUUAACUUAAAUAAAAAUCAUCCAUUCAAAAUUUAUUUUUAUUAUCAACUAUUUAAUUUAACAUUAAGAUAUUAUAAUAAUUAUUAUAUAUAUGUGAAAUAUUUUAGUGAUAAGCAGACAUGUUUAUAUAAUAACUCACUUCUCAGAAAUAUUUAUUCAAAACAAAUUUUAUUUAUUUUUUUAAGUUACUACCAAAAGGAAUAUUACAUACAAUGUAUAGAGGAAAACAAAAAAAAAAAAAAAAAUGCUCAAACUUGCUAUGAUCUUUAUUUGAAAAAUCUAACAACCAUAGAUCAUCAUUUUUCAAAUUGGGAAGAGUUAUCGAAUUCAUUCAUGGGUGAAAUAACAUUGCGUGAUGGUGCCUUAAGUAGAGAAAUAAUAUCAAAAUAUUUUGAUAGCAACAAAAUAAAUAGUAAUUCGACUUCCCAGAACCUGAACAGAAAGUUGACGACCAACAAAUUGAGUGAGGGUAAUGCUUAUCUACAUAACCUCGUUUCUCCCUAUUGCACAUUGGAUCAGUGUGUUGUUCCUAGAAAUAUAUGUAAAGCCAUGUGUAGUAAUAGUUGUUCCUGUAUGAAGACUUGCAUACACCGUGACAUGGGUAGAGAAGGAACCUUUGACAAACAUGAUGAGUGUAUUUCCAGUAUUCUUAACGGGAACAAUUUCCCAUGCACGAGCUCUGAAGGAAUUCCCUUGCAGACAAAGCAGAAAUGCAAUAUUAUAAUGAAUAUGCCUAACCUUUUCAGUAUAAAUAGGAACUCAUUUGAUGAAAGAGAAUUUAAAAAACUGAAAAAACAAUUUUAUAAGAAAAUUUCCAGGUUUCAAAUAAAAAUUUUGAAAAAAUUACAAAAAUAUAAUUUUAAAAUAGAAGGUAUUUCGGAUCAUGUUCAAAACAAUGUAUAUAUACAAAUGCGUGACACAAAUAUACAUUAUACGAAUAUAAAUUAUUUAGAUGCAUAUAACAUUUAUAAUAUUUGUGAAAAGGAUUUUAAUAAGAUGUAUAAAAGAUCUAAAUACGGCAAAAAAAAAAACACCCUUUUGUAUAUUCCGUCUUACUUUCUCUUCGCAUUGAACAAAUACUGA
Plasmodium gonderi is the source of this 8295-nucleotide messenger RNA. RefSeq lists its product as hypothetical. Gene Ontology annotation, cellular component: endosome membrane. The transcript has 5 exons. Gene Ontology annotation, molecular function: 1-phosphatidylinositol-3-phosphate 5-kinase activity. Bases 1 to 8295 code for a protein of 2764 amino acids. NCBI's taxonomy places the organism in Eukaryota, Apicomplexa, Aconoidasida, Haemosporida, Plasmodiidae. The record is from RefSeq and is a predicted model, not a curated record. Gene Ontology annotation, biological process: phosphatidylinositol phosphate biosynthetic process.